GGACACCAUUCACCUUUCCAAGUGUGGCACUGUCUACCACCAUGACCCUAAAGUGCAUUAGCAUGGCUGCUGUUACCAGGCAUUGAGAGGAGAUGAAAGAAAAAUGGAUGGGACUAACAUCUUUAUCGCAGUUCAGAAGGUGUACUACCCCCUGCUGUGCAUAAUGGGUAUUCCAGCCAACCUCUUCACAUUCUACAUGAUCUGCUUUCGCAAAUGUGGGAUGUCUGAGACAGCCAUCAUCUACCUGAGCUUCCUGGCCAUCGUGGACACCUUCUACCUGAUCUGGGUGAUCCUCCUAGAUCUGACCCUGACAUUCCUGCAGGAGGCGCCCUUCUGGCACUCCAACCCCUGGUGCGGAAUCCUGGGGUUCCUGCAGUUCGGCUCCCUCUACAGCUCCUCCUGGAUCGUGGUGGUGUUCACCAUCGAGCGAUAUCUGGUCCUGAGCAUCACCGUGGCCAAGCAGCACUUCUCCCAGGCCCGGGUCACGGUGCUCACCUGCGCCACCAUCGUCCUCGUGUCCCACCUGGCCUCCGUCCCUAUGGGCUGGAUCAACGCCGUCACCCCCGCCAACCUGACCCUGCCGGGGGGGCAGAACGUGACCCAGCCCCGGUGCCGUUACAGGGACGGGGUCUACGCCACGGUCAUCGUGUGGGUCACCACCUUCCUCUCCGGGGGGAUCCCCAUCGUCCUCAUCAUCAUCUUCAACUCCCUGAUCGCCUACCACCUGACCCGGGCGAGCAAGCUCUUCACCAAGGAGGAGAGGCGGACCAUGAAGGGCGUGACCACCAAGGGCAUGGUACGGAGGACCAUCCUGCUGCUGGGCACCGUGUCCGUCACCUUCGUGGUCCUCAGCCUCCCGCGCUUCGUCACCUACUGCAUUCUCCGCACCGUGCACAACGACGACGCCUUCAACAGGAACGACUACUCCAUCCCCAUCAACGUCAUCAGCGACGUGGCCAACAUGCUGCAGAACCUCAACUCCACCACCAACUUCCUGCUCUACUGCAUGGUGAGCAGAAGGUUCCGGCAGGAGCUCCUCUACCUGCUGACGUGCAAGACCAGGGCUCGGAAGCUGGGCUCCCUCCUCACACAGACUACCAUGAAGGUCUUCUCCAUCGUGGACCACAAGGCAGAGUCCUCCAAGGAGGCCGGAGGCAUCGUACUCACUAAAGUGAAACAAGCAGAGUAGACCAGGCCUACCCAGGGCCUUCAACUAAGUUUCCCAAGGUGCACUGCAAAGGGAUGCUUGAAAUAAUCGGACCGGUCACCCUCAUCAAACAAUCACAACAAAGUUUUUGAGAUGGCAUAAAUAUUAAAAAGUGACAUCCUCUUUUAUAAAUAAUUGUUAUUUGUCACUUGUUGUCUUGUCAGAUUUUGUAUAUAUAUUUAAUUGCCAAAUGUUGAAGAUUUAUAUGUGGAGCAGAGAUGAAAAUUUAAGCUGCAUGUUCUCUUUGGAAGGUCAUAUAUGAUAGGCAUUUACGCUUCAGCACAAAUGCUUAAAAUGCAGGUACAUGGAGCACAUACAUGAUGUACCCCAAAGUGAAGAAUGAAAUUAAUUACUGAAUGUGAGUUACUGAGAGCACCCUAGGGUAUAUAGUUGGCUGUAACAUUAACCCCCUUACUGGGGAAAAAAACCUUUCUGAAUCUGCAAUGAACUUCAUACAUGCACUCCUGACGCACCAGGAUCACAGCCUCUCCAGUCCAUUGGCAUUCUACAGCUUUCUCUGGGCCACUGGGGAAGUAAAUAUUCAGUCUGCUUGCCCCAGCUGACACCUUCACUGAGACGGUCCAGAGGGUGGCUCAAAGGCCUUCACGUAAGGGAGAUGAAAGCUACCCUGCCAAGACAGCUCAGAGUACGCAAAGUUAUGGUAUAGUUGUGCACAACUGCAAACAAGACCUAUAUUGUACAAUAUUGUCUUGCUUGUGUUGUUUGCACACUACCUUUCUUAGCAGACAAUUGUUUAUCACACUCAUCAGUCUACUCAGAUAAAUUGUAUUUCUUGGCAUUUGAUUCGCAAAUGUAUGAAAGGUUGAAUCAACUGUAUUUC
This is a messenger RNA of Conger conger (European conger), 2048 nucleotides long. Its product is annotated as probable G-protein coupled receptor 139. Bases 104 to 1189 code for a protein of 361 amino acids. Gene Ontology annotation, biological process: G protein-coupled receptor signaling pathway. The record is from RefSeq and is a predicted model, not a curated record. Lineage: Eukaryota; Metazoa; Chordata; Actinopteri; Anguilliformes; Congridae. The transcript is spliced from 3 exons. Gene Ontology annotation, molecular function: G protein-coupled receptor activity. Gene Ontology annotation, cellular component: membrane.